CCGCUUUUCCCAGAAGCCGAAAACGGUGCGUUUCGAGUUUCAUCAAAAGUCAAAACCCUCCCCCAUUUUACACACAUCAAUUAUCAUCAUCUUUAUUCUCACUCUCCUUACUCCUUUGUCCACACUUGGAGCGUCGCCGUUUACUACAUUCUACGUUUUCGUUCUUGGUGCUAACUUUUGGAGAUCAACAGAAUGGCGUUAUUUGUUUCUACCGAAUGUUUCCUUCCUACCCAUCAAUCUCAGCUUGGAUUUGUGCAUCAUGAGGCUCAAGAUCGUUCUUUUUGUGGCAAUAGCAUCGUAAACUUUCAAGGUGCCUCUAAAACUCCACAGUCUCUCUCAUUUGCGGGUUCCAUACGAGAUAUUAAGCCUCAAGUUGCUGUACAGAGAAAGGGUCGAUCAUCCUCUAUCCAGACGGCUGCCGUGCGGCAUCUGACUGGUUCUGUUACCAAAACGCAGGGACUUCGUUUUGCUGUGGUUGUUGCACGGUUUAAUGAAAUUGUUACAAAGCCGCUAUUGGAGGGAGCUUUGGGUACUUUCAAAAAUUAUUCAGUUAAAGACGAGGACAUUGAUGUUGUGUGGGUUCCUGGCAGUUUUGAAAUUGGUGUUGUUGCGGCAAGACUGGGAAAAUCAGGCAAAUAUCAUGCAGUUGUAUGCAUAGGAGCUGUGGUAAGAGGAGAUACAACCCAUUAUGAUGCAGUUGCUAACUCUGCAGCAUCUGGAGUGCUUUCAGCUAGUCUCAACUCAGGUGUUCCAUGCAUUUUUGGCAUCCUAACUUGUGAAGAUAUGGAUCAGGCCCUAAAUCGUGCUGGUGGAAAAUCUGGGAAUAAGGGUGCUGAGGCCGCACUGACUGCUAUUGAGAUGGCAUCUUUGUUUGAGCACCAUCUGAAGUAGUCACAAGGCUCGUUACCAAUCUUAUAACUGUUCAUCUCAGGCUACUCUAUCAUAUAUUCUUAGCCUAUUACAGGCCACAACGAGCAGAAGAUGAUUCAAACCAUUUUGGUUUUAAAAAAUUAAUAUCUACAUGGGCAUGCUGUUAAGUUGAAUAACCGGGAAUCAAUUUUAUGCCGUUAUACAUUAACAUUUAUUUCUAUUAUCCCCCGGCCCCCCUUAUUUUUUUUCUUUUCCUUCUCUUUUCUCUCAUAUUUUGGUUGAACAUUUUCUGUUGUUAAUUCCAUCAGAAGGUUGCCGA
Messenger RNA from Arachis stenosperma, 1189 nucleotides. Its product is annotated as 6,7-dimethyl-8-ribityllumazine synthase, chloroplastic. Gene Ontology annotation, cellular component: intracellular anatomical structure; riboflavin synthase complex. Gene Ontology annotation, biological process: riboflavin biosynthetic process. NCBI's taxonomy places the organism in Eukaryota, Viridiplantae, Streptophyta, Magnoliopsida, Fabales, Fabaceae. The coding region runs from base 193 to 891 and encodes 232 amino acids. Gene Ontology annotation, molecular function: 6,7-dimethyl-8-ribityllumazine synthase activity. The record is from RefSeq and is a predicted model, not a curated record. The transcript has 9 exons.